Molecule: messenger RNA, 24854 nt
Organism: Xyrichtys novacula (pearly razorfish)
Lineage: Eukaryota; Metazoa; Chordata; Actinopteri; Labriformes; Labridae
Source: the annotation of a GenBank genome assembly
GAGAGAGAUCAGGAGGGUGGGAGGCUCAGAGCUUGAGAGAGCGAGUGCAGGAGAGGACGCAGAAUCACAGAGAGAGGGAGACAAAGAGAGAGUGAGAGAAAAUAAGUCCAGAAAAAGAGAGAGAUUGAGAGAGAGAGGUAGAGAGAGCUUCCCAGGAGGAGAAGAGGAAAAGUGAGGACUCAGAAAAGUAGGUGGAGGUAGUGUUUUCAGUGCAGCGUUGUAGCUCUGGUCUGCUUCGGUGAUCCGUCUCCAUCUGGGUGCCAUCUGUGUCCCUGGCUCUGGCCUUCAACCACACUGGAGCUCACAUAUGUGGGAAUGCAAACACAUGCCUGACAUAUGAAGGCGUGGAGUCACAGACAGAGACAGAAGAGAGGAAAGGAUAAGAAAGCAGAAACCGCACCGCUGCAGCUGACUUUUUUUUUUUUUUUUAUCUCCAAGGACUGAAGAGUGGACUCUGCUAGAGUGGAGGUAGGGAGGAGAUUUUCAAAGAGUUGGUCUUUCGAGGAGAAAUGUGGUGAUUUAUCUGUGAUUGUGAGUGUGUCUGCGUCUGCAAACUGUGCUUUUUUUUUCCCUGUGUGUUUGAGUGUGUGUGUGUUCCCUCUUAAGUCCCAGAGCGGCUCUGUACUGUACAGAUGGUGCCUCAUCCUCUCCUCUUUAUCUCUUCAUCUCUUCAUCCUUGUCCUCUGAGGUAGGAGGGAUGAGUUUGUCUGCCUGCUUCCUCUCUCUGCAGCCAUAUGGACAAAAAAAACUCCCAAUUGCUCGGGAGUCUCUUGAUAUAUUUAGAGGAUUAUAACAAGUUUCUCUGCAUUUUUUUAGUCAGCUUUAUAAAUGUACCCGUCUGUAAAAGUGGCAGAUUUUCUUCUCCGUUUCAAAGUCACAUCUCGAUUUGAGUUAUGUUUCUUAAAAAAGACAUUCCUGGUAUCUUUUUUUUUUUUAUUGGAGCACAAAAGCAGCUACAUUCCUCACUCAAGCUGCCAAAAAAGAGCGCCUUCUGUUGUUUCUUUCUUUCUCAACUCUCCAUGAUCCCCUCCCAUCUGUUUCCACUUGCGGCAAGAAAAGGAAACUCGCCUCUACCUGCGUGGAUUAGGAUUCCUCCGCUUUUAUUUUUUUAAUACACAAACUGCUACCUUAUCUUGGCUCCGAGUGUAUGUGUGUGAGGGACAUUUCUCUCUCUCUCUCUUUCUCUCAGCUGUCAUUUUACUGGGAUUGUAAUCUGUUUUUUUCCACAUGGCAAGCAGAGCAUAAGAAAUAGGUAAAGGAGACGUGUGCAUCUGCUGUACAGUUUUCCCAGACAUAUGGGGAAGAGGAGGGGAACUGCUGGGUCUCUCUUUCAUGCUGUGCCUACAUGUUAUACAACUCUGGGAUCAGUGGGAAUGUGAAUCCCAACAGAGGGCAAAUGUCAGUUUAUUUUACCACAAAUAUUAUGUAUGAGAAACUUGAGACGCACUGUCAGGGGAGUUUUUUUUGUUUGAGUACGUUUUCUCUCUUUUUUUGGAGAAGAAGGAGGCGGAGGAGGUGUGUGUGUGUGUGUGAGGGAGAGGUAGACAGAAAGAGAGAAAAAAUAACAGACCUGGCUAGUGUCAAGCCAGGCCAGGCCAACCCAGUCCAUCAGGGAGAUAGGAGAGACUGGCUGUCAGCUGCACAGUCUCAAAGCAGAGACCCCUGAAUGGUCUGCUGGACACUGUCACGCUCCUGACAGCGGGCUCUGCUCUGCGUUUGUGCGUGUGUUUGUUCCCAGAUGAAGGAUAUGACAUUUUAGUCUGCGUUAUUCAUAAAAUCCACUCCACGUCCAUUCAUCCCUGCCGCUUUUGUCAUCUCGUGCUUUUUUUUGUAGACUACAGGUUGAGUCUAAAGAUGCGCCUGUUUGCACCAGGUGUCCCGCAGUCAUUAUGUCUCCUCAAGUACAAGGUUGCCUGUCCUCAAUCCCAGCUGUGAGUUUCUCCGCUAAUAAAUACAGAAGCAGACCACCGUGACCCUCGCCGCACCGUGUCAUAAUCUCAAGAAUUCAUCCGCAGUGUACCCUCCUUUUUUUUUUUUUCGUUCACACAGAACAGAGCAGCUGCUUCGACGCAGGAAGUGCUCUAUUAGUUCCAGUGGCGAGGACUGUGAUAUCUGGCCCCCGGGGGUUCAAUAAGAGGUUGUGUGUUCGAGUGUGUUUGUUGACAUAAAAGGGUUAGGUCAUUUACUCAACAGAAAAACCGCUCAGUCUCUCUAUGUGGCGACUGAAUGAUUGUUUCAUCACAGCGAGCGUCUCCUGUCCUCGUGGUGUAAAUGGCUCUAUGUGUGUGUGUGUGUGUGUUUGCAGACGUAUCUGUGUCAAUGAGCAUUGAACCACCUGCGCUCUGAAAAAGCUCUCCCAUCGACUCUGUAUGGGAGCUCGUUGUGCUAAGUGCAUGAGUCAGGGGUCUCUUCCUGGGGUCUAGUGACCCUUUUUGUGGCCUGAGAGACCCGCUCAGUGAACCAAGAGGCGACCUUUAUUUUCUGUGUGGCCGGAGCUGAGUGAGAAGAGUAUCAACACACACUUAAAAAGCAGUGAUUGACCUCCACUGAAUUCAUCACUCGACUUAAUUCAAGUCUUGGAGCUCAGAAUUGAGACACAAGAAGGAAUAGAAGGUGUAAAUAGAUUGUGAUAGUUGUGGGAGGUUUUAACAGUUAUAGAAAGUGCUAAAAAGUUAAACUUGAGCUUUAAAACACUUUUAAACCCCAAUCUGUUCAGGAGAUGUUACUUAUUUACUCAUUUAGCAGAGAAGAAUCAAAUUUAAGACCUUGCUGAUGUUGAUUUUUGGCUCCCAAGCCUAAUUUCAGCAUCUGCUAUCUUUAAGGAUGAAGUCCACUGAUUUCCUGUGAAAAUGUUUGUGUUUUUUCAUUUAGCUUUCUAUGUUGGUCAUUUGUCAUAAAUGUAAAUUAAUUUCAGAGACAAGAUGAAGAUCAGAGAGCUAAAACCGUCCUGACUGAUCAUCUACCAUAAAUACUGGAGCAAAUUGCAUCUAGAUGUUUGCAAAGACUGCUAUUUUCUAAUGUAAAUACUUCGAAGAGAAACAGUCCCAGCUCGUGUCGUUGGGUUCGUGGGUGGACAAGAAAUGGGUGGUGCAGCAGCCUCUCUGGAUAAACUAUCAUAGUCUUUACUUCCCUUUUCCUCUUUUCCUUGUGAGACAGCCUGAGAAAAAAAAAACGUGUUUUCUAACUUUAAAAAAGGAGACUAAACUGUGCUUUCCUUUUACCGUUGGCUUGGCUGUGACUUAAAACUUUCUCUAGACACACGCCCACACUGACACUUUCAAGAACAACUGUUUUCAAGUCGUACAAAAGAAACGCGGUGUUCUUAAACAUAUGUCCGCUCAAACCAAUACAUGAUGCAAAGACAAUAACACCCAUCGAAACACACUUCUACCCACGCACACACUCUCAUCCUCCACAGUUAUCUCUGUCUCAUUCCUCUCUUUGUUUUGAGCACAGCUGGCCUCUUUGUUUUACUUAUCUUUCUCUCUCAGCGGCUGUGGAGCUGUGGUCUUUUAUACAGCUGGGGCUAAGCUCACCAACAGCUCUGUUUGAGGACUCUGUGGACUGUACCUACAGCUCAGCUUUGAUUCAGUGCAGCCCAGAGAACCUGAGGGCGUCAGAUUACUCAUCUGUGAAGAGACCGUGCAUAGGGAAAAGAUAAUGUCUUUUUUGUACGACAGUAAAGAGGGCACAAUCGUUAGUGGGUUUUCAUGACUUUUGGUAAAUGCUUGGUGUUUUUGAGUCACAUUCAGUGUUUCGAAAUGUGAGCGCAGGCAGAGGGACAACAAUGUUUCAGUUUGAAAAAGUGCAGUUUUCUCACAGUUUGGAAAGAAAUCUCCUAAAUAAUGUGCCCACAAAGCACCACGCUUACUUUAAAACACAACACCAUAUGAUACUUAACAAUACAGUUCAGUUUGUUACAUGGUAAUGUGGUAAUAUGAUACCAUACGAUAUGAUAUGAUACUAUGUAAUACUAUAUAAUACAAUGAUAUGAUAUGAUACUAUAUAAUACAAUAUAUGAUACGGUAUAAUAUGAUAUAAUAUGAUCUGAUAUGAUACGAGAUGGUAUGAUACAAUACAAUAUAAUAUGACAUAAAAUGACAUGAUAUGAUACAAUACAGUAUGAUAUGAUGCGAUAUGAUACUGUAUAUGGCAAUGUAUGAAACCAUAUGAUACAAUAUGAUACGAUACAAUAUAUGAUAUGGUAUGAUACGAUACAUGGUACGAUAUGAUGUGGUAAGAUACAAUAUGAUACGAUAUGAUACUAUAUAAUACGAUGUAUGAUACAAUAUGAUUUGAUAUGACAUGAUAUGAUAUGAUACAAUACAAUACAUUCUGAUAUGAUGCGACAUGUACUAUAUAAUACAAUGUAUGAAACGGUAUGAUACAAUAUGAUAUGAUACAAUUUAUGAUAUGGUACGAUACGAAACAAUAUAUGAUAUGGUUUGAUACAAUACAAUAUGAUAUGAUAUGAUACAAUAUAAUAUGAUAUGAUACAAUAUGAUAUGAUAUGGUACAACACAAUAUACACAAUUCAAUAUAUUGCAGUAUGUUAAGAUGUAAUGUAAUACAAAUCAAUACAUUAAAAUAGGUUUCGAUAUACUAUGGUCAGGAACUCUAUAAGACAAUACACUAUAGUACGGUACCAUAUGGCAUUUAGAUUUCCAUCACUAGAAUGUAUUUUAUCAUCCCCUCAGGGAUAUACCUCCUAAACUGCACACAGUCAUCCACAUCCACAGUGUUGUUAAACAACAAUAAUCUGCAGAGAAGCACAUAUCACCAAACCUUCUGUCUUUCUUAUCAUUAUACUAUUAUUUCAACACAAUGCCUAAAACAUAACAGUAAAGCUCUUUAGAUGAAACAAAACAUCGGCACUUUCAGUUAGGGUCAAAAGAGGCUGUGUAAAUAUCUUCAACAUGUUGAUCGCAACAUCUGGUUGGACCCAAUCCCAGACCGUUUGGCUGUUCAAGCCCCCGACACCUGGUCUGAAACAGGCCCGUCCUGAAGUGUGCUUUGUUUUCUCAUGUCCAGAGCUCGUAUUUUGUUUUAUGGACUACCUUAACCCACAGGUUCAUGGUGUCUCUGCGUGUGUAUGUUAAGUACAGAGCGGAGGGAAAACAGCACGCCGCCUGGCUGAGGGUUGAGAAGAUUGUCUGGGUUUGUCAUGUAUAAAAACCACGCUGUACAUCUAGGAUCCUCCAGACACAUAUGAUAUGCAUCUUCUCUUUGCGAAAGAGGAGAUUUAUACGUCUGCUCUGGCAGUACAUGAGUUUUUAUGCCCUGAGAAUGAACUUUAAGGGGAAGAGGAAAGAAAAUAGAGACAGGCAAACUUUAUUUAAAAGUUUUUUUUUUCCACAUGUGAGAGUUUUCACUUUGCGGUGUUGCGUUUAAAGCCUCAGUGGGCUCAUGAUGAUUGAUGGGCAGGCUAACCAAUUUGCUACGGAGAGGUGAGAAGGGUUGUAACCUGAUAGGCAGAUAAUCUACUGGCCUGGGAGAAGGGAAGCUGGUGCGGGCGAGAGUGUGUGUGAUCUUUGAGUGUGUGUGUUGUGGGUCCGAGGUCAUGAUUGACAGGUUUGAACUGUCCGUGUUAUGUCACAGUUGCUCUUGUGUUGUUGUAAAUGUGCGCCUCAGGCAUGCCGUUUCACAGGUGUGAGUGUGUGUGCAUGUGUGUGUGUGUUGCUUCAGGGAUAAGUGUGCUCUCUCUCCACUCAGCCGAUGACAAACCCAACACCUGGUAAACGGGGCCAGCACACACAUAUGAUGACACACAUCCACUUCCAGCUCUUUCCAUUGUGGCCCAGCUGUGUUUGUGACGCAGGCGUGUGUCUGUGUUUAAUAAAAUGUGUGCAAAUGAAGAGCACGCGUUUAUUUGACCCACUGAAACAGAGGCUGGAUGCACGCGUAUGAGUCCAGCUUCUACCUUUAACCUCUCCUGCAGACUCAAAUCUUUAGACUUUAAUAAAAUCCCAACCUCGCACAUGCUAAAUAUGAUUUUACGGUGAUAAAAUUCCCAACUUUAAAAACUUGCAUUAACAUCAAACAUGCGAAGAUGAAGUUUUCUGACUAUGUGAUAAUUUCAGCGUCCUCCCCUCAGUCUGACCUCAUGUACACGUGGACACUGUCCGCUUUUCACCGUCCGAUCCCUGCCAAACCUCCCCUCUCUCCCUCCCUCCCUCCUCUGCUCUCCGCAUCACAUCACUGCGCCUCUCUUUUACUGCUCAUUCUUAGAUUUUAUGGACGACGUCUGUCUGCCUGCAUUCUUCGCCGUGCCUUAUUUCGUUUUCUCCCUCGCUCGCUCUGCCACUAAGUACAUUUCCAUCCCUGGGUAAACUUUCUUUCAGCCUGUGGCAUGCCGGAUCACAGCGGUGUUAUUGUAAUCAUCGAGGGGGUUAUACGAGGGCAUUUCUCAUCAUCAUCACUCAGAGAAAUGUGACUAAUUCGCAGUACGUCUCAGUUUGAAAGUUAAAUCUUCCCCGUGAUAUUCUGUUUUCCCUCAGAGGUGUCCUCUGUCUUUCAUUUGGCGGCGAUGAACACAUUUCUCUCUUGCUGUCAGACCUUGCCACCUCUCCGCUGCUCCCCUCCUUUGCGGCACGAGGAGCAGAGUGUUGACAUUGGGUUUUGUCCAAAUAUGUAGUCUACAGGGCUGGAAGGUGGUAAUGAGAGCCAAGAAAAACAGCCUGGCUCAGAGUCUGACAACUUGACUUGUCUUUCAAAUGAAAACAGUAUUUUCUAUCCGUGUUAUUCCCAUCCUCCCCUCCUCGGAGGUAUUACUGCCUCCCCACCUCUGGCGCCUCGAUUUUGGCGACUAAUUUCUUAGCCCUGUCAGUGUUGAACUGUUUUGCACUCACUGCUCAAGGUCUGACAGAUCUGGUCUUUGAAUUUAUUCCUUAGUGCCUUUAAUUCUUACAAAGCUGAGCGUCAAUUCACGACAUUUAAUUCAGAUUUAAAGCCUUAGUUUGUGAUACGAAUUGAACAAAAUAUUCAAUCUCUGCUUUCAUAGGAGUCCCUCAGGUGUAAGGAGGCAACAGUUUAGGAGGCGUAGGUCUCAAGAGAGCAUGAAAAGUUAAUUGAAAUAAGCAAAGAGGAGGGUUUCAAUUCAUUUUCAGAAACUUAAUACCACACACACACACACACACACACAGAGGCAGAAAAAGGAUCUGAAACAGUCCUUGAACCUGCUGUUUAAGUACGAGGUUAGAACAACACAUCGACUCGCAGAGAGAUCACACACCGCUGAAUUAUCUGUGGAUGUCGCGGUGUGAGCGUAAGUGCUUGUCCUCGUCUUUGCAGCCUGUGUGUGUUUGUGUGUCUGAGAGGGUGGAGGUCAGAAGAGAGGAACAGAUGUGUGCUGUAUUGUGGCGGUGUGCGUGGACGGACGGGGACCAGGUGCAGCCUUUGUCUCCUCGGCAUUUAAGUCCACUCGCUUGCAUUCAGUCGCCUCGUGCCUCUUCCCCCUCAGACCCCCCUUCAUCUGAGAGAAGGCAGAAAUGUGUGUGUGUGUGUGUGUGUGUGUGUGUGUGUGGAGGUGGAGGAGGGGACUGCCUUGGCUUAGUUGAGGAGGCUCCAGCAGUCCCUUCUGCACCCCUCCUCCUCCUCCCUCACAGGUGACUGUUGGAGGUCCCAGCUGGCCAGCUCUUGGCCGAUUAGAUCCAUAUGGUACAGGAGGAGGAGGAGGAGGAGGAGGAGGAGGAGCAGAGAGAAGUGCCCAUCAGUUGCAUUGGUGCUAAUGGAGCUUUUAACUUGUCCUUUUUUUGCCUUGAGCUGCAAAGCAACUCAGAUUUUUCAUCUGUAGCAGUUUAAAAGUUCUCUUUUAUCAUGUUUUUUUUCCAUCUCUCGUCAAAUUAAUGAUUUUUUCUUUAUUCAAAAUUAGUACAUGUUGGUGAUAAGACAGGAUAAUUUACUUCUUUUUUUCAAAGUUUGCUAGAAAUCUCCAGAAACAGCCAAGUUAAAAUGGACAUCUUAAUUCAGAUUAACCUUCUCAAUGAUAAAACUUCAAACACAAGUCUGAUCUGAACCUGUUUACUCCAGGUAGUAGAACAUUUUAGUAUCAUAGCUGUGGCUACUAACUAGAAUGGACGCCGUCUGCCUCCUCGCUGGGUGAAGCCACCCCAAGAACAGCACCCUCUGGUGACAGGCUGCAGUAAAGGUCAUAAAUCCCACCUCCUCCAGCAAUCUCAAUGGAGCUGUGGACAAACUUUAGAAAUUAAUUACACAGAACACACAUUUUUCUCCCCCCUGGUUGCAAUGUUGACAUGUAGUUAUUGUAAAACUGGUUUGUGUUCAAGUCCUCUUUUUUCUGUGCAGCUCCAUUUUUAAAAGUUAUUUGCAUUUUCUAUAAUUGACACUUGAUACAGCCUAUUGGCAUACGAAGAUUGCGUGGCUCACCAGGGGGGGAUACACUGUUUGACCCAAGCGUCAUCGCAGCGACUCUUCUGCGUAAGUGGUGGCUACAGAAAGUGGAGAAAAUCCUUGAAAUACCGAGAGAAAUGGAGCCAAGUUGUCCAAAGUAUACACAGUCAGUGGCUUAGACACAACAUUUGAUCGGUUUUGCUGCCCAACAGUCUCAAAAUUGCUGAUAAUUUGUUGAACCGACUGGUAAAUCUUGUCCCAUUUAGCACUCAGUAUCAAGAGCAACUUUGUUUAGUUGAAGCACAGAUUGUAAAAUUGGAAAAUGUUAAUCCAUUAAUAUCCUUUUAUCUCCCUCUGCUGAUGAACUUUUGCUUUGAAGCCUACAUAGCUGAAGCGUUGCACAUACCCAGUUGUCCUCAGGCUUGUUGAUAAAUUAGCGAGGCCUGUGCAACGUCUCUUCUCACCUCAUCGAUGACAACAGGACAGAGAAGGUUAUCCACACACACAUUCACAUCCAGCAUCAUCUCUAACACUUGUGCACACAUGUUUCACAGCUGCCGGGGAGUUUAAAACCUCAGAGUUAAAACAUGAGCUCAAUAAUCUUUAACACUUAGCCCAUUUAUUUACAUGUCAAGUCAAGGGUGAUUUAUUUAAACUGCCUUAAAGCCCGUUAUCCCUCCUCCUGAAUGCUUUCUAAUCUUUAAUCAUCUUGUCGUUGCUAAUUUCAUUGUCCAAUAGAUUACUUUCAGCUCUAUCCUUUUUCCUUCCUCCUCUCUCUCUCUCUCUCUCUCUCUCUCUCUCUCUGUGUCUGUCUCCUCCUUUCUCUGAAUCAUCACCUGCAGAGGCAGAGAGGCAAUUAAAGCUGAUUGAAUGUUUUAAUGCAGACGAGCAUCACCUGAAGCUGAACAAACAGGGAACACCUGGUUAGCAACAACAGCCGUCACCACAGAUGCACAUUACCUCUCUGUCCUCACAAUGACAACAGUUGUAGAAAGCGAAUAAAUGAGCCUGAGUAAAUUACCAGUUCAUAAAAAUGAGUAUGUGUGUCAUCUGCUUGAGGAGGAGAAAUGGGAGAAGGAGUGAGGGUAGGAGCGGAUUCAUUUUUUUCUUUUUGCUUUACAGGAUAUAAAAAAGUGUCCUUGGAGUUAUUUUGAUAUUUUUUUAGUCGACUCAGAUGCCGGCUGAAUUUAAAGUGUUGUUAGAUGGACGAAGCGUUUCCAUUUAAUCCUGUUGACGUGUGUUGGGGAGCUCUGUGUACCUUCCCUUUGUUCCAUUAGAGCAUUGAUGACAGGUGGCAUUUAGACCAGACAAACAGCCCACAUCCUCCUCUAAGCCAAUAUUCACCUGAGUUAACAUCAGACCACUUUGUGCGCUCUGUGUGUGUGUGUGUGUUUUGCAGCCGCAGUGACAGCUGCCUCCCCUGUGACUAUAUACGGUGGACUCAGGUGCUUGCAAGCCAGAUGAAGUCAUCCAGCUAUGUUCGCUGUCUAAUUGACAAGCAGAGGUAAUUCUCUGCAGGCUUUCAGCACUACAUGCACACGCACAAACACACACACACACACACACCUGGUGUCUCCUGUUUUGGAUGUUUACUCUGGCGCAGCUAACGAAAAGAUAGAGCCACUUCAUCAGAUUGCAUAAACACAGCUGCAACCGUACAUUUGAGUCCUAUACUGUAAUGUCAUGCGUGUUUUUUGCCUCAUGUAGAGCUGUCAGUCAAACACAAUAGGGCGAAUACAAGCUCUACAAGCAUGACAGUCAAUUUGGACCCAGAACUUCAGUUCACUGCCAAUGGAGAACUGUUGAUAAUGUGCUAACAAGUACUUGUGAAUACAUUUCCAUGCACCAUUACUGUAUAGCGCUCUCUGAAUGCCCAAAUCCCGUCUCUUGGCCGUAUGAAGUUGUUUACAUGGUAACAGUGUUGACAUUAAGGCCAUAUGCCACGCUGAUUCUGUUAUUGAGAUGUCAGUCUAAUUUCCUGGCCAUACGGUUGGAGUGUGCAAAGCUUUGGAGCCGGUGUAUCAGUGUGUCAGUGUGUGUGUGUGUGUGUGUGCUGCAGGCUGCUCCUGCGGUGUUCUGGCAAGCUGUUUGUAUGGUGGGUAUGACAGUCCAAAUGUCUGCUUAGAUCCCUCCUUCCUGCCCCCCCCUGUGUUGGGGAACAGGUGGAGAGAUGGCAGGCAGGCCACACAGCUGAGGAAGAAUGAAUGAAAAUGAGGAGAGGGAAGACGAGGGCUGCAGAACAGGAGGCAGAACAGUCAAAGCUGUUUAAUGAGUUGCAGACACGACAGAUGAGUUUCAUGGGGCGAAAUGACAAACUGUGCGGAUAGAAGCAGUUGAUGCAAGGAGUUAUGAGGAAAGUGUGAGUCUCUCCAUAUGCCUUUGAUAUAAGAAUCUCUGCUGGCUGGUAACAAGGUUAGUCACAAUAUGCACUUAAACAAAUGCCAACAGACUGUCAAGCUUUCUUUGAGCUUAGAUUAUUUACUUCGCUUUAUUUUAGAGUUAAUUAAAACCACUCCAAGCUAAAAUGAACAGUUUCGCAAUUUGUUUUGAAACCUUUUUAUUUUACUCCAAGGUUUAAAAGCCCAGUGAGUUGAUAUUUUAGAAACAGCAGGCCAUAAUUUCCCCUCUGAGGAUGCUCCACUGUGAAAGGGAUAUUCCUGAGUAAAUUUAAGUCACAGUCAAACACACCCUAACACCGAGUUAGACACCCCCUCGAGAGAUGAUUUUUGCUGACCGCUUUCUUUUUGAGUUAUACCAACAUAAGCAAUGACCAUGAUAGCGAUAUACAGCGGUCUAUGUCUCCACGUGCAAACCUCAACCAAAACACCACUCUAUAGCCACAAACAAUGCUCAGAACAGCACCUAAAUUCAUAGACAGCACAUACAGGGUCCCAGCCAUAGUACUAGCCACCAAACAUCUUUCUAACUUUGACUAAUUUCUUUAGCAAAGAGACUAAACACAACUCACCCACUCUCUUCCAGCAGCCGCUUGUUGUAGGGGAGCCCUGAUGAGUCGAUCACUGAGUGCAGUGGAAAAUUUAUGAUUUUUACUUCAUGGAAAUGCAAUCAGACCGAGCACAUACAAGAUACACAAGAACUCUGAUUGUAUUUCCAUGAAGUAAUAAUCAUAAAUGUUCUUACUUGAGCUGUGAAACUCCGCUGCACUCGGUGAUCGACUUGUCAGCGCUCCCUUACAAACAAGUGGGUGCUGGAAGAAAGUGGGUGAGUUGUUUUUAGUCUGUUUUCUAAAUGAAGUUGAUGAAGUUAGGUGCUGUUCCGAGCAUUAUUUGAGGCUAUAGAGUGGCUGUUUGGUUGAGGUUUGCGCAUGACGACAUAAACCGCUGUGUUUUGCUAUCGUGCGGUCGUUGCUGAAGUUGAUAUAACUAGAGAAGCAAACAGUCUGCAACAUUUAUCUCUCGAGGGAAUGUCUAACUCAGUGUUACGGUGUGUUUGACCAUGACUUACAUUUAUGGCUCAAUAUCCCUUUUAAAUAAUAAUGUUAGAAAGAAGCGUCUUGCUCUAGCUCAUACAUUUUCCUGUCUGUUUUUUUGUUCAGCUGUGAAUCAUGAAUCAAUGAAAAUGUUUGGAAUUUCAUAUACAUCUUUUAUGAUUUGUGACCUUUAACUCAGCAGCACUACUUUAUAAAAAGAUUUGGAGCUCCAGCCCAGAGAGGGACAUCUGAGGGAAAGAGCCGGCAUGUGAAUACAUCGAAUUCUUCCCUCUAAGUUUUCUUUAGUGACCAACUCGCGGCUUAAACCUUCCAACUUAAAGCCUUUAUAAACUGGAACCCCGCAGCUCAAGGCCAUGCAGAGUUCAUAGCUGUGAAAAAGAUAUAAAGGGCGCCAUUGAAGCCAAAGCCCUAAAACCAUGAAUCCACAUUUAAAAAGCUGCUCUCUGCUGACCCAUGACCCGCAGGACCAUGCUUGUCUAUUAAUCGUCCAUUCUUGAAGCAGUUAGAAAGGUCUGAUCCACUCUAAAUGGAGACGGGUCCCGGCCUUCAUGAAGACAAAGACGGCGUCUGAUCCCGCAUCUCCAUGCCGCCACACCCCCCAUUUUACUCCCUCCAUUCCCCUUAUCUGGUGGUCUCAUUCAGGGGCCGUAGCAUAUUGAGAAGAUGCGUUUAACAUUCAAAAGAUUGCCGAUCUUGUUAGUAAAGCGUGAAAUAACCUCGUCCCUCUCUCACUCUGUCUCUCUUUUUUCUUUCUUCACCCCCCCUCCCCAUUAGCGGGGGGGCUCAAUGAGGGGGCUUUCUUCUCCCACACAAUGGGCUUCUUCAGCAUUUCUUCUGUUAUUGAUCUGAAUAGUUUGGGAGAAAGAGGCUAAACUUUAGACAUCUGGCUCUUUGAUAGGGGGUGGCAGGCAGGGUGGGUGAUGCCCUGGUAGUCUGUGGUGUGGGUUGGGGUGGGUUGGGGGGUGGGCACUUCUUUUUUUUUCUUUUGUGGCCAUUGAAGGAAAGUUUUUGCAUUGAUUUAAACUAUUGAAUUGACAGCAGAAGGGAAAGUGGUCGUCUUAUUUGCUUGUUUAUUCGAGACGUAAAUGCUUAAACGGAUUAAAAAGCUUUGUUUAUUUGAGUGUGGGAUGUUUAUCUGAUGUACAUAACAUGAAAGGAAAAGCUGGACUAAAUGAUGAAACCUGUUUUUGAUUCUUGAGUAGUGUUCUAGUCCCUGACCCAACAGUGACCCCUCUGGUGUUAUUUCUUCACAGACAGUAGAGAGAAGAAGACCCCUGCCAUGCCCGGUUCUCCUGUGGAUGCUAAGACUCAUUCCAGAUCAGCCCCCAGCAGCAGCUCCAGCUCCACGAUGCCUCCCCUGCCUUCAGUCAACCCCAGCGGCCCUCGUCCGGCCUCCUUCUCCACCACAGCAUGUGAGGGCCUUUCUUUAAUCCAAACUUUAUCGUAGCCUUUCUUCAAAUUACUAGUCAUACUCCAGUUUGGCCUCUGUCAUUUGUUUUUGUACUCAGAAACCGGAUUUGUAGCUGAUUUACAGAUCUAGUUUUGCUUAAAUGCUCUUUAAUGCAUUUAGAGUAGGGCUGCAUGAUAAAUCAAUUUUAAAUUAUAGUCGGAUUAUUUGAUUAUGACGAUGUUAAAAAAAUUAAAGUUGUAAAACCGAUUUUCCUCUCUAUCGUGUCUUGCGCCUCCAGGCCAACAUAUGCUCCUCCUUCCCGUGGGAGCGCUCCUCAGUUCCCACACACACACCAGUGUAAACAAACAUGGCGUUUGCGAAAGAAGGCGAUAAUUUCGUGGCUAAAUAGGACAAGAGCAAGUCAGUCAUGUGGAAUCUGUACGACUCCAGCAAACUACUCCCCACUGCAAAGUCUGUCUGAAGGCGGUAUCAACCACGGAAACGAAUUCAGGAGUAAACGCAAAAAUUUUUUGUUGUAUUGGCAUUUCAUCCAAACGGAAACGGUGUUUUGGGUGACUGUAAACAGCACUUUCUGAAAAUGUACAUGUGAGUGUAUAAAUCCGUAAACAACUUCCAUUUCAUCUGGAAAUGAUCACGUGACACACAGCAUAACUCUUUUAUGGCGCCUGUGCGUGUCUAGCCAAAACAACCUUUAUACACAUGCUCAGUACUCUUCUUCUGUCUUUUUGCAUUUCCAUGAUAGCGUUACAGCGCUACUUACUGGCUUGGCAUAUGCACAACAUCGUUUUCAGUGGUUUAGUUUGGCGAAGUUGUCACUGAAUAAAAAGUUGAAAUGGCUAAAAUUGUGCAGCCCUAGCACACAGUACUAAAACAUCUGCCCUCAAUGAUCUCAAAUCCACUACAAAAGAAACGUUAUCCUAAUUCCUCCUCUUUUUAUUCACCUUCUCCAGUAACAAAUGGGAAUCAUCAUUCCCCACCAACCCUGAACGCAGUGCCAUCUCCACCGCAGCGCUACAGCAACGGACCAUCUUCUUCCUCUUCCUCCUCGCUGGCAAACCAGCAGCUGCCAGCCACCUGUGGGGCUCGCCAGCUGAGCAAGCUGAAACGCUUCCUGACCACGUUGCAGCAGUUUGGGAACGACAUCUCUCCUGAGAUCGGAGACAGCGUCCGCAGCCUGGUUCUUGCCCUCGUGGUAAGCUCUUCAAAUAUUUUUCUAGAAGUUUUUCUUGGUCUUUCCGAGGUUUUGCUUUCUGACACUGUAGCUUUGGUUCUUGGUUUCCUGAUCUUGAUUUUUCUGUCUCCUAGAAUUCAACCGUCACCAUUGAGGAGUUUCACUCACGGCUGCAGGAGGCGACCAACUUCCCCUUACGGCCUUUUGUUAUUCCUUUCCUCAAGGUAAACACGCCAACUCCACUCCAUCCUCCCGCUGUAUAUUUGCUUUGCAUUUUUCUCUUGGAUUAGUUCCCUUUUUUUUUCUUCUCUCUCCCUCAAGUCAGAGUUUAAACUUUACACCCUAGACUCUUUUCUGCUGGAAACAUCUCACUCUGCUUAAAGCAUCAUCCUCACGUCUGGGCUGAGGUUUUCCACCCCGCUGCAUUAUUAAUCACGUAAUAACAGGCGAUAAAGAGAGGGCCCUUGACUCGAACAUAACCCUGAAUAAUCUACAAGCAAUCAUAUUACAUCUCGUGAGUCAUGCUGGAAAAGUAAUAGAUUCAUUACACUUUAUUACCGUGUUUCCAGGACACACUGCUGUUGUCUAUAAAUAGGGAUCCGUGUAGGUUUUCUAAUCGAAUAUACUACCUCUGAGCAGUUCAAAGCGGCCAUCAAGAUUUGCGUGUUGACUUGACGAGCAACAGCCUCCUGAGCCGCUUUGUAACCAAGGGAGAGUAUCAAGAGGAUACUUUUUAGGAGCUCCCCUCAGUUUAGCGGCCAAUAAAUCUUCAGUCCUGGUACUGCUAAGACUUCAAGCAAAGUCAAAAUCUUUGCCUUUUUUUUUUUUCCACACUUACCUCUCCCUCACCUUUUGGAGUCCCUCCAUCUGUCUGUUUUGAGAGUGCCGAGACAAGAAACCUCUGUUCCCCUCCUUCGAGCAAUUUAUUACAAGCGGGAGUGGGGCCCACUCAACUUGAUUCCAAGACUUAAGAAAGAGGGAGAGACAGAUGGGACAAAGUCGGAGGGUGAGGAUGUGGAAAAGAGGGAGAGAGAGAGAGAGAGAGAGAGAAGAAGUGGGAACUCGGAAGUGUGAAACAUGCCUAUAAAGCGUUCCCUUCCCUCUUUAUGGGCUCCAGUGCGCCAUAUGGAGCCGCUGUCCCGUUUAAAAAGAGCAUUCAGCUGCCAAGGCGCCGCCGAUCUAGCAUCCGCCCCGCUGAACCCCAGAGAGCUCAAGUGAAACGCUGCACAUGUGUUCGCUCGCUGGGGCCCCCGGGGGACGAGGGGACACAGAAGAGCAUGGGAGACAAGCAAGAGGGAGGAGUGAUUUAAGAGCGGACAAUAAAACCGAUCAGACCUAAGUGUCCGAGGAGGAUACGGUGAUGUGAGAUCUUGUAGAGAUGCUGUUAGGAUUGGCGAGUUUCACGAGGGCAGGAAAGGUCAGAUCUGAGGAGAAAGGAUCUCGUGGAUGAUUGUUUAAAGCGCUUUAGAAGGAGAAGGGGGCCACAAAAUGAGAACGGUAUGGUUGUUUAGCCGGUCCCUCUGGUCGAGGGAGUAAGGAAGUGCUGUAAUUGCAAACACACCAGAGUCUGUUCCUCAUUAGGGAAAUGUGGGGAACAAAAGCGAGAUGGAAAGAUAGGAUGGAGACAGUCGCAGAUAAAUAUUAAAAAAAGAGAAAGAGAGAGACAGACCACAGCUCCACCAGAAGUGGCGUCUGUGUAUCACUUGUUUGGAAACGUCUUUGAGUUUAUAAGUUUCCAUAACAUACUCUAACCGAGGUAUUGUGCCCGUGGUGUGCGCAAGUGGUUCCUGACCAACUUCAGGAGCAGCGUAGAGAACUCAGCCAUUUUUAUUUGAGCGGGGUUCACCGCAGCCAACAUGGAGGAAGCCACAGAGCGACACCAGGAGCCAAAUUGAGACUUAGAGCCAGACCUAAAGGAGUCAGUGCCCCCACUUCCACUGCCUGUAAUUUUAGCAGAGUCUCCCAAAGAGGGCAGAUCUACUUGGUGUCUCUCAGCUUUGUUUUCAAGCUUUUCCUAAACCGAUCUGUCUCCUCUUUGCCAGGCGAACCUCCCCCUUCUGCAGAGAGAGCUCCUCCACUGUGCACGGGCAGCCAAGCAGACCCCUGCCCAGUACCUGUCCCAGCAUGAACACCUCCUCCUCAGCACCACCUUGGCCUCGUCUCCAGACUCUUCUGAGCUGCUGAUGGAGCCUCCUGAGACUGGAACCAAGAGACACAGCCCCAGCAGGUAAGAGAAAAGUAAAACUCAUCAGAGAGCUUAAACAAAUCAACUUUUUAUUUCUUCUGCUCAGUUUCAAACCGCAUAUUCCUCCAUCUUUCUGCAGAGGUAAAGAGAACGGCUUCCACGAACGUCCACCUGUAGCCUUGGAGCCCGCAGCCAAACGAAUCUGCACCAUCAGCCCGGCUCCCCGACACAGCCCCGCCCACCCGCUGCCCCUCAACACCCAGCUUCACCCGACCCCACCGCCCUUGCAGCACUACGCCUUGGACGACAUCGCAGCACCACACAUCCUACACCGCGAGCACAGCCAACGCAUGCUGGAGAUCCGAGAGCUCAAAGACAGGCCCAGACUCCCUGGUACGUGAUGGAGGUUUUUACACCACACAGAGCUGUUUUUGAAAUAUAGAUCUCUAAGAGCAGACUCAUAGUUUCCAUCUGAGAGUUAACGGCUGCUGACGUUGCUUGUGCUCCUUCCAAAUAGCUGGUGAUGAGAACAUGAGUCUGAGUCAUGGUUGGAGCAGAAAGGAAGAAUUUUUCUGCUCAUUUGUGGCAGUAAAAAACUGAUAAUUUUGGGCUCUAAUACAUCUUUGUAGACAGAAACCAUGUCUCAAAUCAGGUUCAACUCAGAGAAAAUGUUCCUGCAAACACUCAAAUCGUGAGUCAUAGUGAUGUUUUUUUUUUCGUGUUUGUGGUAAAUUUAAGUUUUAACCUACAAGCACUGGUAACCCUCAGUGUCGCAAUCUCCUCUUCCAGUAACUAACGGGGUCUGUUGAUUAAAUAUUGACUGUGGUGUCGCUGACAUGCAAAACCAUGGCAGAGCGAUCCACUGGCAUCCGUAACAAGAAAGAGUUUAACCAGAACAAUGAUGGCGUCAAUGAAGAAAUAGACCAAUCAGAGAUGUUUGCAAGCCAAACUCUGGAGUGCUUCCUACAGAGGGGGAUAAGGGUCACCAAUAAAUAAAUAAAUAAAUAAAUAAAAAGGUAAAAAAUUAUUAUGAUGAAAAAAAAAGUCAGAAUUCUGAGUUUACAGUCAGAAUUAUGAGAUUAAAGCUGCAGUUUCAAGAUUAAACUCAAAAUUCUGAGAUUAAAGAUGCAAUUCUGAGAUUAAAGUCAGAAUUCUAAGAUUAGAGUUGCAGUUUCGAGAUUAAAGUCAGAAUUCUGAGAUUAAAGUUGCAAUUCUGAGAUUAAAGCCUGAAUUUUGAGACUAAAGUUAGAAUUGGAGUCAGAAUUCUGAGAUUAAAGUUGCAUUUCUGAGAUUAAAGUCAGAAUUCUGAGAUUAAAGUUGCAAUUUUGAGAUGAAAGUCAGAACUCUGAGAUUAUUCUACCUUUUAUUUUGUUUGUUUUAUUAGUGGCCCUAAUCCUCUUUCUUAGUUUCCCAUAGAAAUGUUUAAUUUCGGAGGUUUAAAAGUGUCUGGAACUGAGUUUGGACUCUGGAUUCUCUAAAUCCCGGUCAAAGUUCUCGCCAUGCAAACACAUCUCCAGUAACUGAUUCAUAUAGAAGUGAACCCACUUGCAGAAAAACAGACAUACGACUAUAUUCUGAUAACGGGUGGUCUGUGUGUUUGUCUAGCCGUCCUCGUAUAUCUCUGGAGUCUGCAUGUGUGUGUAUAAACAGAGCCAUACUGUCCAGGCAGGCAGGCAGGCAGGCGGUCAGGCCGGGUUGGAUCUCCUCUGGCGUAUAUCUGCCCUGCUUGUCAGCACACAGUGGAAACAGCAGUAGCUCAAACACACAUGCACAGAAACACACCUUGAUAUGUUCAUGGUAGAGGUGCUGUGUUUACGAGGCCUUAGUCCUUUGUCUGACAGCCUCCCGCCCGCCUGCCGCCACUUAACUCACAGGCACACACACACAUAAACACAUCAGUACACACACACGCACACGCACACACACACACACUUGUAGCUUUGAACUGAUGAACACUGAUGAGAACCAGGAGUGGGGAAGAGGUCGAGGGGAAGGCUAGUGUGUGUGUGUGUGUGUGUGUGUGUGUGUGUGUGUGUGUGUGUGCAUGAGGGAGUCAUUAUUCUCCUUAGCAGGCCCAGUGUGCAUGUGGCCUCUUGUUGGCUGUUUGUUACUCAAUUUUAAGAGACUGUGGUUUGCUGACUGUUUGUAGCUAGCAUAUGUGUGUGUGUGUCUGUGUGUGUUUGUGUGUGUGUGGACAUGUAUCAAGCUUGUGUUUGCAAAUGAUUAAAACCGUUAAAUGUACAAUUAGAUUUCGCUGAAGUCAUGGUGUUGAGUAAUAACAAUUGGUAUCAGAAAGCUGGGCUGAGUAUGAUGAGCGCAUGUGUGUGUGUUCGUGUGUGUAUGCGUGUGUUAAUGAUUGUAAUGGUCCACAGUGAGUGUCAGAGCGGCUGGUUGUGUUUAGAAGUGGAGCCACUCCACUCAGCCUGAGUGUCUCCCUACUGGAAUGCUGUGAGCUCCAGGAGGGGAGGUGCAAAGGGAGAAGUCUUGGUUAGUGUGUGUUUGUGUGUGUGUGUGUGUUUGUGUGUGUGGUUGACAGCUGACUUCCAGAUGUGUGCAGGCUGGGGCUGCUGGAAAUCUGGUUUGCAUCACAGGCUUCUCCUUUUCUCUUUCACCCCACCUUUCUCAGUCCCAAUCCUUAAAUCCCUCUAGAUUUUUGUAUUCCUUCUUUCUCAUCUACUUGACUUCAUUUCUGUCAGAUUAAAUUCAGUAUGUGAGGAGGUAUGGCUGAGUCUUUUAGGGCACGUUUCCACAGCUAUAGGAGAAAUACAUUCACAGUAAUCCCUGGAUAAGUAACAGUGACAUAACGCAGCUACAUUAUCUUUAAGUUCAAGUUUUAAAGCACAGCUUAGCAACUUUCACAGACUUUCACACACCUUUCACUCACCAGCUCAUACUUGUGGCUUGUUAAUCACAUUGGUCUGUCUUGUGUGUGUGUGUGUUUUUUAAUCAGGCACUAACGGGGGCUACCGCGAGGAGCCGGUGGACCACAGGCUGACAGACCGAGAGUGGGCUGAUGAAUGGAGGCAUCUGGACCAUGUAAGGCUGCAGACAGACACUCUCACUGCUAAUGGGGUAGUGAUAUAGGAAGAAUGCAAAGUGUGAUUUGUCUCAGGGGGGUCCCGCUCUGUGGAUGGUUUGACUUCUGAUUUCAUCAAAGCGAUGAAACGUCUCAGUACGACACGUGAAACAGAUUACAGAGGUUUUUUCAACAGUUAAAGAGAUCUAGUACAUGAAAUCUAGACGUGAUUCUAGCAUAAAAACUUAAAUGAUGUUUUUGUUCGUCUGACUCUGUAGGUGUUGAACUGUAUUGUGGACAUGGUGGAGAAGACGCGGAGGUCAGUGAGCGUGCUCAGACGAUGCCAGGAGUCAGACCGCGAAGAGCUCAACUACUGGAGACGGCGUUCGAGUGAGCAGGAAGACCCACGUAAAGGAGGCUCAGGCUCCGCCCCCUUCUCCAAAACCCACAGCCCCCACUCUGCAGAGCCGGGUGGGUACAACAACUCAGACUAAAGUCAUCACUCUUUGUUGCCAGUUAUUGUGAUUAUGAUUGCUUCACAAACACUAAGAUGAAUGUACUUAAAGGAACAGUUCACCCAAAUGACACAAUCGCUCAUCAACCCAAAUACUGCCAUCUUGUAAUUUAGAAGAUUUAAAAACAUGAAUUCCCAAACUUCUGCUUUAAAAGAAAGUGGGAUUGGAUCGUAAAUUGUCUGCAAAGAGGAGUCAAACAUGUACGGUGGAUACUUCACUACUUAUGCUGUGAAAUAUCCUCCUAGACAUCAGCAGUGCACCUCUGUGUCCAAUAUAAGUCUGCCUAAGUCUUGCAUUCCCUUAGAUAUUUCUUAUUUUACCAUGAAAAAAAAAAGAAAAUUUAAUUCUAAUGAGAUUAUGAAUAAAAAACUAGUGUUGUGGUUACAGGAAGCUGAUAUAUGCUCUUCAAAUCAUUCACAAAUAAAGAAACAAAAAACCAAGAUAGGGUGUCUUCAGGUUUUACACCUUUUCUUCAAACAAAUGAUGUUUUUUUUAAAGCUGAUUAUGUAUCAAUCAAAUGUAAAAAGCUCAGAUUAGAAGGUUUUUACUCCAGGAUGAAACACUUGAAGCCAAAGAAGGGUACAAACCCAUGUGAGGCAUAUUUGAGCAGCAUUGGUUCUGGGUCUUUUAAAAACAUCUGUAUCUUCAGAAUAGUAAAAUUAUCAGCAUUUACUCGCACUUUAAGAACUCUAAACUACAUGAUCAAACAUCCUCGAGUUUACUUAUUUGAGGCUAAAAGGUCUGAGCCUUAGUCAGGACAACCUAUUGUCUUUUUCAUGUCCUGUACUCCCUCUAGUGGCAGUUGAGGAAAGUGCAGCCAAAUCCCGUGUCAGUGUGUUAGUGAGCCUGUCCGCAGUGAGUCCCCUGGUCUGUUGUGUACUGGCACGGUCCUCUCUGAGCGCCAGCCUUACCGUCCCCCUGCUGGUCCGUAGUCACAGACAGGUGCCAGGACUGGCCUCGGCCAUAUCGGCCACAGAAGGGCCGUCCUGCCGUCCUGCAGGCUCAGAGACCUAGAGCUGGCUCAUUCACCAGAGCACCAUCUGGGCCCCCAGCCGGGAAGCCUGCCUGUUCGCUUGUGCCGGGGCUGAAGAAGACUGUAGUGGGGGUGGAGUUGGAGGCGGGUAGGGUGUACGCAGGCUUGGUUAAUGGGAGAGGAUGUAAACGAAGAAAAAAAGAGAGAGGAAUAGGAAGUGAAACAGAGGAUAUAGAGACGGGGAAAGAGGAGAUAAGCCAGGUGGCAGAGAUGGAGGGAGGGAGGAAGGAGAUGCAGAAAGAGAGAGAGAGAGAUAGAUUUGAAGGAACAGACAGAAUGUUGACACAGCUUGUUGGUCUGCGAUUCCCUCCAAGCCAAACACAUUCCUUCCUGAAGCUGUCAGAUCUCAGAUCAGUCCAAGACUCCGAUAAACAACAAUUACUACGGUCCUGUGGCCUAGAUAUGUGGACUUGUGCGCAUGGAAGGCGAAAUAAAAGAGGAGAUAACAAAGAUAAUAUCGCCUCCUCCCUCUGCAGUCUUUGUUUCUUUCUGCGAGCACCUGUUAUGUUGAUUUAACCGUCAGUCAACACAAAGUCAACCGUUAUCUUAACAAUUAGUCAUCCUAAUAUCUUAAUCUGCCCUGGCAGGUGCUAAUCCCUUCUGUCUUUGCUUCCCUGCAGAUUCCCAGCGCGACUUUGCUCCACGGCCAGGCUCAGCAUACGUUACAGAUGAGAUCUGGAGGAAAGCUGGUAAGAACACCGUCAAAUUUGAUAAGAUGCUUAAACACAAUUAAGAGCUAAUAACAUGCUUGAUGAUAAAUCCAACAUCACAUGCAUCUUUGAGCUGCUCCACAUACUCGGUCAGGCUCUAAGAAGCUGAGCCCAGAUUAAAAGUCGUGUCCCCUCAUGAUUUCUUUUUAGAAGAGGCGGUGAACGAGGUGAAGCGUCAGGCCAUGGACGAGGUCCAGAAGGCAGUGGCAGAGGCAGAGCAGAAGGCUUUCGAGAUGAUCGCGGCCGAGAGGGCAAAGAUGGAGAAGACUCUGGCCGAGGCGAAGAGGAAGGCUCAAGAGGACGCGAUCAUGGUCAUUAAUGAACAGGAGGACUCCAGUGAGGUGAGUGAGGGCGAUCAAAAUCAGCACCAGGCACUCAAAGAAACGGUUUUUAUACAUGAUCAGAGCGCUGGUUUGAUUUAAGACUUUACAAUCCAUGACAACAAGUGACCAAUAGAGGGCGGCACUGUAAGUCUAAGUGAAUUGGUCUUGGACAGUGGGUGUAUCUGUGUGAUUGCAUUAGGACUUGGCGAUUUGGCAAAAAAAAUAAUCACGAUAUAUUUUGUCAUAUCGUCCAAUCCCAAUUAUUAUCACGAUGUUUUCACGUAUGCAAGACCUUAAAUAAACAAAUCGCCCCCUCAGAGAUAAUGAAGACGCCUUAAAAUGUAAACAUUAGAUGAUGAUAAGGGAUUAUUUUAUCAACAUUCACAUUUCUAAAGUUAAGCUAAAAGCUGUCUGAGUCAUUUCUAAAGUGGAUCCAAAACUGCGUCAAAGCACCAGAUGUUGCUCGCUGUGAUUAACCUUCACAUAAUUAUCACCUGAUCCCGGUGCCCCCCUCUCUAAGUUCAGCCAGGUUUAAAAACAUCUCUUCUCUCAUUGUUUUGUUUUCCUGGCACGAGGCUCCGCAGUCCUGGUUCACUCCCACCACUUCUGUAACACAAACAUGUGUUUUUACUGAAACAUUCUCCAAACCUCCACUGUUUGCUGGUCGACCAGCACCAAUCAAAAGACGCGUAAAGACAUAAUGGAGCAAUUAGCAGCUAAAAGCCUGAUGUCUCCCCCAGGCAGGAAAGUAAACAUUGGACUUUAAUUUAUCAUGUGAUGAAAAUGAAGGGCAGUGUUGCUCCAUUUCUGUUGGAUGUUGAAAUAGUUAUGUUUGUGUUAAAAAGAUAAUAUUUCGCCAAUUUUAGGUUCAGAUGUUGCCACCACUCCAAUUUGGAGCUGCCAAAUAAGCGUAUUAAACCCUGCUUUUCUAACAUUGAUGUGAAAACUAACGAAUGUUGUCCUUUUUCUCUCCAGUGUUGCUGGAAUUGUGGCCGCAAAGCCAGUGAGACAUGCAGCGGCUGCAACGCCGCACGCUACUGCGGCUCCUUUUGUCAGCACAAAGACUGGGAGAGGCAUCACCUCAUCUGCAGCCCAGGACUUCAGGCUCAGCCCAAACCGGUUUCUGCGAGCAGGACGGCGACUGUAGCAGCAGCAGCAGCAGCAGCAUCAGGAGCAGCCGGCGUGUCUCCCAUCGGUCUGGCGGGGGUCAAAGCCUCCGACAGCGUGCCCUCAAUCUCCAGCCCCGGUGGAGAGAAAGCAUCCGUUGCCUCCCGCUCCUCCACUCCCUCCACCCCGGCCUCGGCUCCUGAGACCAACGGGCACUGAGGAGGGGAAGGACAUCAGCGGUGGACGUGUCACCUAUCCUCAAGGCUUAAAGAGAAGAACUGAAUCAGCAGGAGGAGGGAACAAUUUGUGGGUUAAGUUAGGAUAACAGAUUUUUCAUCAUACUCUUUGGCAGAGAAAAAAGGACAGAUUAUGGAUGACUGUCUGAGUGAUAUGUCAACUGGGACUUUGGCUUUGGCACAGAACAGAAGGACUCGUCUCGAACGCAUCCAUUGGUUGAACAGAUCUCCCUAACAGAUGGAAACGUGUUUGUCUUCGUCCAAAAAAACCCUCAAUCUUGGAUCUGCGAGGGACGGAAAAAAAAGCAAAAACUGACGAUUGAUCUGAGUUUAUCUCUGGCUGCAGAGGGAGAAGUUAUGAAAGGAGAUUAAAGAAGUGAGAUAUACAAAACUAUAUUUUCCCUUUUGUUGUGUAAAAAAGUGAAGACGGAGAGGUGGUAAACGUGUAAACAGUGUAACAGUACUAUCCACAAAAGCUUCUGUUUCCACAAAAUCUGACUCUAGCUCUUCUGUACACAUAAAUAUUUGCUCGCCAACUCCUCGUCAGGUUUUCAUAUGUGUGAAUGUCAAAAUGGUCGUGACGUCAGUGAAUAUUGUACAGCAUAUUUUGUCAAAGCAAUAUUAAAGUGAAGUGUUCAGGUACUUUAAAACAUUUCUGCAUCACCAAAGUUUUCAGUGGCUAAAAAGAAAGAGAGAAAGUUGUCUGUGUCCUCAUGAAGAAGAGAUGAUUAUACACUAACUUAACAUCAUAUCUACGUUUCAAACAAGCUUCAAUCUUUUCACCCUUUUCUGUUUCUGAUUGUAAAAUCUUUUAAGAGCAGAAAGAGAGACGAUGGUUUUGGUUAAGAUGCAGUGAAGACUUUAUUCGAGUUGCAGUUUCAUUUUUGGCACUUGUUCACGUCACCAGGUGUGUGUACGGCAGGGUCAGAGCUUGCUCCAAAGCUGCAGCCAUUGCAGAAAGGUGGUAGAAAUUCAGCGCGUGCACACGGCUGCGGUUCAGAUUUUGUUCAGUGACUCGGAGACCCAUGGAGAAUCUCAGGAGCUAAACUGUAUUUGUUUGUACAGAUCAUUCUUUUCUUUUUCUCUUCUGUCACAGUUAGGUUAAAGUCAAACGUUUAGUGAGGAACUUUGAUUUAUCGUAUUCUGCUGUUUCAACCGAGACAUUGUUUGUUGUUUUUGUUCGUUGUAAGAUGACUUUGUAAAAAAUAUUAUGAGAGAAUGCCUUUAUUUUGUGAGCCACACGUUUCUUUGUUCUUCUAACACAUUCUUUUGUUAUGAGGCAUAACUUCAUAUGACAAAAAGAUAUCUUGACAUGAAGUAUGAAAUAAAGAAAUAGAAUUACUUAAA